AUGAACAUCGACACGGACAGUCUCGUAUACCACAUCCAGUGCGACGAUGUGUACGAGACGAUGAAAUGCGAUAUCGCUAAAUUCGGUACGAGCGAUUAUCCACCGGACAACGCGUACGGGAUGCCUUUCGUGAAUAAAAAAGUACCCGGUCUAAUGAAGGAUGAGAAUAACGGUGCGAUAAUGACAGAAUUCGUCGGACUCAGAGCGAAGAUGUACGCGGUGAGGGUGGACGACAGAAAAGACAUUAAAAAGGCGAAAGGUGUAAAAAAUAACAUCGUAGCGCGAACAAUAACGUUCGACGAUUACACGCGGUGCUUGAAUGAAGAGAUCGAAAUGACUCGUCGCCAGUCAUGUAUAAGAUCCAAGCUACACUAA
Pogonomyrmex barbatus (red harvester ant) is the source of this 375-nucleotide messenger RNA. RefSeq lists its product as uncharacterized. Lineage: Eukaryota; Metazoa; Arthropoda; Insecta; Hymenoptera; Formicidae. The record is from RefSeq and is a predicted model, not a curated record.